AUGCCGGUCACUAAUUUCUCCUACAAGGACCCGUACACCUACCAAAAUGGAUUUGAUUCCUAUCAUGAAUCCGAAGCCAUCGAAGGCGCCCUCCCCAUAGGGCACAACUCUCCCCAGAAAGCCCCGUACGGUUUAUACGCCGAAAAGCUCUCAGGAACGGCCUUCACUGCUCCCCGGCACGAGAACAGACAGACCUGGGUCUACCGUAUCCUUCCGGCCGCAGCGCACGAGAACUUCGUCGAAGAGGACGCAGGUACCUACCGCACGCUAUCAGAUUCCAAAAAGCUUCAGCACAUACCUAAUCAGCUCCGUUGGGAUCCGUUUGACUUGGAUGAAACUGUUGACUGGGUUCAUGGGUUACAUCUUGUGGCCGGGUCCGGAGACCCUACCAUAAAACAGGGUCUAGGCAUCCUGCUGUAUGCGGCAGGCAAAGAUAUGGGGAAAGAAGCUUUCUACUCCGCAGAUGGUGACUUUUUGAUUGUCGCCCAGCAUGGCGUGCUAGACAUCCAGACUGAGCUUGGCCGGUUGGUGGUUCGGCCGAAUGAGAUUUGUGUGAUUCCUCGUGGUGUAAGAUACCGUGUCACCCUCCCUGACGGUCCUGUGAGAGGGUACAUCUGCGAGCUCUACCAAGGUCACUACCAGCUUCCCGAGCUAGGCCCUAUCGGUUCCAAUGGCCUUGCCAAUGCGCGGGACUUCCAAGCACCAGUGGCUUCGUUUGAUGAUGAAGAGGAACCGUCGGAGUACCGGCUAUACAGCAAAUUCAACAACCACCUCUUCUCCGCGCGCCAGGACCAUACCCCAUUCGACGUUGUCGCGUGGCACGGCAACUAUUAUCCGUACAAAUACGACCUCGGCCGCUUCAACACCAUUGGCUCCAUCUCAUUUGACCACCCGGACCCCUCUAUCUACACCGUGCUCACCGGUCCAUCUGAUCAUGUGGGCACUGCAAUUGCCGACUUUGUUAUCUUCCCACCGCGCUGGUUGGUCGCGGAGAAAACCUUUAGGCCCCCAUGGUAUCACCGCAACACCAUGUCCGAGUUCAUGGGCCUGAUCACCGGUGAUUAUGACGCGAAAACUGGCGGCGGAUUCCAACCUGCUGGUGCAAGUCUGCACAAUAUCAUGAGUGCGCAUGGGCCGGACAUGCAUGCAUUCGAGGGCGCAAGCAAUGCCGAUCUAAAGCCCGCGAAGGUUGGGGAUGGCAGCAUGGCGUUCAUGUUCGAGAGUUCUCUCAUGGUUGGUGUGUCUGAAUGGGGUCUUAAGACAUGCCAGAAGGUGCAGGAGGAGUAUAACGAGCAUAGUUGGCAGCCGCUGAAGAGACACUUCAAGGACCCGAGAAAGGCGUAA
Aspergillus mulundensis is the source of this 1344-nucleotide messenger RNA. It is a transcript of the gene hmgA, whose product is annotated as putative homogentisate 1,2-dioxygenase (HmgA). Gene Ontology annotation, biological process: L-phenylalanine catabolic process. Bases 1 to 1344 code for a protein of 447 amino acids. Gene Ontology annotation, cellular component: cytoplasm. Gene Ontology annotation, molecular function: homogentisate 1,2-dioxygenase activity. Lineage: Eukaryota; Fungi; Ascomycota; Eurotiomycetes; Eurotiales; Aspergillaceae. The transcript has 4 exons. The record is from RefSeq and is a predicted model, not a curated record.